AGAAGAUGGCGACACCUCGCAGCCUCUCCACCAACAGAGGACAGUCAGGCCUGAUGACAGCGAUAGUAACGACCCCUGACUGUCAGUCUGUAGCAGCGACACUCAUCACAACAACAACCCCAGCCCUGCGUUUGAUGCUCCGGCUUUUACAACUCAAACAACCGCCACAGCCGUAAGUGCCGCUUCACUGUCUUUGUCUCCGUGGGUGUGAAGGCCUAGUUGUUAGAUAGGUGGCGUUUUUAUAUGAAGGUUUACAAGCCUAUUUUAUACGCUUUCUCCACGGCGUGACGGCCAGAUGUUUACCCCUCUCUGCUAGCUGACGUUAGGUAGCAAGUGCAGCUACAUUCACGAUGAAGGGAACUUAAAGGUCACAUUUUGUGUUGCUAAUGUGAAGCUAGCCAGUGAGGACUCAUUAGCUUUGCCUGGACGUUUUGUACCAGUUUAUUAAGAAAGAAAGAGCCUGUCAUUUAAGUGCUCGAACCGUAGCGAUAGCAAACAGGCUAGUGCCCUCUCAGGCUACGUUAUUUAGCAGGCUAAUGAGACUUUACCAAACGUCAGCAGAUUCAGUGUCUGUUUUAUGGGUAAAAUGAGUCACUGCUGCUGUCGCCUCACAUCACCUCAUAUUUGUUUCUGUCACUGCCUGGCAUUUACCCCGUUUCUAAACCAGGACCAUCAUAUAAUCCAUCAUUUGCCACUGAGCAUUUAGUCAAACUCUUGUCCUGUUAGUACUUUGCAAGCGGCCAAAUUUAAACUAGCCUCCGGAACCUGUGAACAUGGGCGUGUCUAUAUUUUUCGGGGGCUAGGGUGGCCCAGCUGGGGCACUGACUCACGCAGGGGUGGCAUGAAUCAUGUACACAUGCUCUAAAGACCUAUUCUAGCCCUGUGUCCGAUUCUAGGGACUGCAGCCUACAAAGGACACAUUUGUAGACCAAAUAUGUCAGUUUAACACGUGAAGGAUGCACUCAAGAUAUGCCAAAUGAGACAAUAGACCCUCAAACAGUAGACUAGUACACUGUUCAAUCAUAGUGUUUGACUUCAACACAGUUGCAAGUGAUGGCAUAAAAGGAUAAAUGUAUUAAAACAUAAUAUCUACUUGUCCCUUUUUGCAACACGGCCCAAAUAAUUAAUUCUAACACAAGUCCUGCCUCUGACAUGACAAACAGGCAAUCAUAGUUCAGGAUCUUGGGGCAGCACCAGAUUUGGCAGAUCAGAUUUCACGAGUAGUCCAUACCACCCCUAUGGACACACCUAAUGCAUAAAACUUGCUUGUCCUCUUGCCAUAAAAUUUCCGGCUCUUUUUUUGGUAUUUUUGUGGAGGCCUACACUCUUGUAGUCUCUUUACGGGACAGGGUCAGUUUCGUAUACCUUUGUCUUUUUCCUUUGGCUGAAUUUCCCAGUCUGUUUGUCCCUUAUUCUGUCUUGUAUUAUUCAUGGUCCCCAGGGGAGUAGAGCACAGACAAAAAGAAGAGUGACAGAGUGGCUCUGUGGGAGACGGACAUUUAACAGCACUGGGGAUAGAAAUGCUCAGUAUUCACAAAGCAUAAGCAAGAUUUAUGACAGGUACAGUGACGGCAGUGUGUACACUGUUGAGUUUGUUACGGCAUAAGACUUAAUGUCACAGUAGUUUGUCAUCCUGCUGUGACUGUUUGAUCUUCCAUUGGGAGAUUUAGAGCUCUGAGUAUGUAGACAUUCAACAACCAAGUUAAGACCCAGAAAACGGACCCAUUUGGGUAUGGCACGUAUCCAAGGGUGUGACCUCCUGUUCUAGUAUGAGGAGCCUGUGCAUUAUAAAGGCAAGAUGACUCUGUCAUUCCAGAAGUUCAUGCAUGUCUUCAGACACACAAAAAAAGGUAUUUCCAAAAGCUGAAGGACUGGACUUUUUCUGAUAUACAUACAUGAUGAAAUGCAGGAUGUUGAUAAAUGAUCCAGCAAGAAUAUGAAUGUACGUAAUCAAAGUUCUCUUUCCAUGAGGCUAACAUGGAUAAAUACAGGGUUACAGGAGGAACAAUUGACUUAGAUCUGGAAGAAAACCAGGACAGCACUAUUCCUUUGAGGUUGGCUUUUAUUAGCCUGGAUGAGUGUGUGUGUGUGUGUGUGUGUGUGUGUGUGUGUGUGUGUGUGUGUGUGUGUGUGUGUGUGUGUGUGUGUGUGUGUGUGUGUGUGUGUGUCUGUGUUUGGCAGUUUCAGGCUAAAAGUGUCUUUAACAGUAGUAAAAGGGCUCAAUAUGUUCAAUGAACUGAUUACAUACGAUGAGAUUAUUGGCUCUUGAUUAGGGGUGGGAAUCACCAGUGGCCCUAUUAUACAAUUUUAUCAAGAUACUUGGGCCAUGAUACGAUAUUAUAUCGAUUUUUGACCUUUUGCAAUACAAUGAGUAUUGUGAUACAAUAUAUUGCGAUUUAUACAUUUUUUUUCAAGUGUUUGGCUAAUUUCGUAUUUUUCUUUCCUUUAUGUUUGUCUUAUUUACGCUGUAUUUUAUUUUCAUGUAGCACAUCUUGUAAACCUUGUUUGUUGGACUAACUUUCUCCUGCUCUACGAUGUCACCUCUGCCAACUUCACUGGACAAACAGUUGAUUUUAUUUUUCUAUUAUCAUAGAUUUAACUUCUUAUUUGCAAUUAAUUUGAAAAAAUCAAUACUUGGUAAAUGGGAUGAUACGAUUUAUCACCAGACAAAAUAUCACGCUACUAUCGAUUUUUUUUUCUCCCACCCCUACUUUCCAGAGGACAGUUUACUGAACAUCUGAAAAGAGCACUUUGUUUGUUAUCAAUAAAAUGUCUCACUUUCUAUAUGGUGAAAGUCAGUGUUGCGAUAUUUGACUGUGCCCUUCCUUGACAUGCCAUGCAAGCGUUUCAGUCAGUGACUUUAAUGAGUGUCACGCAAAUAUGCACAAGUUUACAUUGGAUCGUGAAAGUGACCCCCGGAGAUGUUUUGUGAGGUGCAACAAUGAAAAAAAAAAAGUUGAAGGAGACAUGUGUGCCUCAGCGUUUGUACUUAAAAUGUUGCUAAGUGAACUGUCAGACUUUUGAGAGGAAGCAAAGUUUUUUUGCUUGAUUUACCUGUUUGUACAUCUGUGCCAUCUACAGCAGUCUGCAGCAGCCCUUUAAUAAAUCCUGUCAAAAGGAAGUUAUCCUUUCAACUGUGCUAAAAAGGUGUUGUUUUAACUUUAUAUUCAGUUUUGGAACUCUAUUUUUUAAAAAUCUGACACACACCUGAUUGUAGUGAAGGAAAUUCUAUCUUAAAAAGGUGCAGACAAUAUAUAAUUCACUGACUUGUCUCUUGUCUUCCGUCAUAUUUUAUUCUUCUCUCCUCUCACGCUGUAAAUUGUCACUGUCACUGCUCUGCUCCAUCAUAAAUCUUUCCUCUGCAAAUUCAGAGCAUCACAGCCACCUUGUAAAAGUCUGCAGGUCCCUCUCCUACCUCACACUCUGGGUUUAUAGUUUCAUGUCACAGAUUCUUUUCAACAGCUUUACAAGCAGGUUUUAUGGACAUAUUUGAUUUUCAAAACAAAAGUUUGCAGAAAUGUGAGCCUUGCUUCCAAUAAUUGGGCCUCCAGAGUUCCCUUCAAGGCAGCUCAAUUCUUGGAGGAAGCAGUUGUUGAUAAGUUGUGUCAGAACACAAAAUUUUCCUUAUUGGGCACUGAAACCAUAAAAAGAGUGUGAUAUUCUGUUGUUUUUCUUGUAAAUAUUUAUUUUCUUCAUUUUUGCACAUCAUUAUUUGUGUAUAGGUAAUUCUGGCUGAACAUGAGGUACAGGUUUUGAAAAGACUGCUUCACUUUUGAAGGCUUUCAAAAAUCUUGUUAGGCCUUGGGGUAUGUUUGAAAACUCGGGAAUGACGCUUUACUUGUUUGGUUGUUUUCACUUUCUGGAUCUCACUGUCAGUUGAGACUGACUUUAUCUUCUCUCCUUGUUCUCUCUGUCAGUGAUAUGGUCUGUCUUAUGUCUCCUUCUCCGUAUCUCUGCAGACUUGAAGGAGGGAUUGUCUAAUAGGCGGCACUGACCUCAGCCUGAGGGGUCAGAAUUGAGAGGGUUGGGCCUGAUGGAUGGUAAGUGUUAAAGUUUCAUCAAAGCAACACAAUAAGUAUAAAACCAUUUUUUUAGUACUACACACAGUAACACAAUAUAGUAGUAAUAAAGCUAGUAAGAUUGAGAGGCAGAUUUUUUCUCUGUGCUGUUGUAGCUUCAUCUCAAGUUGCUCAAAAUGCUCCUGAGUCAACUGAAAGACAAACAUACUGUAGAGUUUACUCAAAAGAAAAGGAGGAUCAUCAAUCAUUGACUGCCCCGUAAUGAUUAAAAUGUACAAACAUUAAAAAGUAAACAUUCAUAAUUUGACUAUUUGCAGCCAUUAAUUUACAAAUACUCCAUACGACCUACAAACCUCCUGUGAUUUCACCUUAUGGGCCCCUUGCUGUUAAAGCUGGGAACUUUGCCAUUUGUGAAUUUUCUUGGCUGUCUUUCUGUGAAUUGUAUUGUAAUCACAGUUAAUCCUUCACUUUCUCUGCAGGCCAGUUUGAGAGGGAGGGCACAGGAAUGUCCCACAUCCAGGUGGGCGGGGUUGACCUCUGUGAUAAUCUCAGUAACCCUCAAGCUCUCGCAGCCCAAACUCGAAACCUCAACGAGACGAACACGCUCACACACACUCAGAGUCUCUCGCCCGCUCAGAGUGAAGAUGGAGGAGGACACGGGCUUAUUGAAGAAGCUUCGCUCAGCGGCAGAGGAAGGGAGGGAUGUACAGGAAGGGCAAGAGAGGAGGAUGAGGAAGAAGACUUGGAUGAGGUGAUGAAAGAAGAGGAGGAAGAGGAGGAGUCAGAGGGAUCAAGCUGUCCCAUUCGCUGCCAGUCUCCAGGCACGCCUAUGACGGAUUCUUCCUAUUCGGAAACUGGUAAGGGACUUGAAAACAUGAAAACUUUUUAAGCCAUUUUGGGUCAAAAAGAUCAAUACCAAACCAACAGAUUAUCUGCAGAUUAGUAUUUUCUUAUACAAUUGUUGUGAUUUACAUUCAGAUUUAACAUACAGAGCAAUAUUUGUAUUUUUCUGGCUACAUGUUGAUCUUAUAAUCGAUAUCAACACCUUAGAAAAAUUGGGUUUUAAUAACCAAUCAAAAAGCUAUCAGCUGAGUUUGAGCUUUCACUGCUCAUCUGUAGCAGCUCAUGAAGUGACUGCCAGUAUUCUGAUCAGGUUCUGACCCACUCAUUGUUGUAAAGCUUUGUGUGGUGUCAGCAUGUUUGGAUUAAGGUCAGACUUACUUGGAGUGGUGAUGUCAUGCUGAUCACAUGAUGGACUGGUAGAGGAGUACAGCAGGACAAAGAAGAUGUGAGAGACAGCUUUAACAAAAGGAAGGAUUGAGAUGGAUGACGAUUAGGGCAAAAAAAGAAAAGGGACUAGGAGAAAACAAAAGGACCGGAGACCAGGGGCUUUUUUCAGGAAGGAGGUUCAACAAGCUCUGAGUCGAACUCUGAACUCUGAUCCUGCGUACCCUCAGGUAGGAAAUGAAGUUUUCAGUGCCAGAACAGCUGAUUUGAGUUAGUUCGAGGUAGUCUGAGCAGGUUCACCUAGAGUUCGGUACAUGCACCCUGACUAUAAAAAGAGAGUAUUAAUGGAGUUCAAUACAUUGAUUCACCAUGGUAACAUGUGACAGCGGGCCUCCUCCUUCAUCCUACUCGAGCUGGAGAUCCUUGUGUAUGUGUGGGCAUACUUUCAUGAAGAAAUGCAUGGCUGUUGUAGCAUCAAGAGAGAUCCAGGAUCACUGAACGUAUGUGGAAAUGAAACUGUGAGAAACUUGAAGUUCAAAGAAGAAAACCUUGCUAACCAGGUCAGAUUCACAAACUCAGUGAUCAUGGUAACUGACUCAGCAGUCAAAAUGACCUCAAAUGACCUCCCUUCUGAAACAGGUUUGAGUUACCCCUCUUCUAUGGGUUCACGUUACCUUCCUCUCAAAAAUGGGAAGCUCAGAGUUUUCUUUAUUUUUUAGGGUUAGCAGACUCAUGGUUUGUUCUAAAGCCAGUUUCUAAAAUAAGCUUCUUAUCUUUAAACCUAAAGAAGUAAAGUAAAGAAACACACAGUUUACCUUGCAGGCUGUACAUAGUGAGAUUUAGUGCUGCACAGUAUAUAACAACAUCAUUUCAUAGUUCACAUGUAUGCAUAGAUAUGAAGUUACCUCUGCGACACAAUAUAAUGGAUUUAGAUGCUCAUUAAUAACUCCUGUUGUUUACAAAACAUGAAAAGUUAAAAUCAAUAACCCGUCAGAUAUUCUGUCGUUAACAAAUGUGAAUAUUUUGUUGGCUCUUUUGUUCCCAGUGGUUUUUGACGUUCAGUUUACCUCAGUUAUCCUUCUUAGCCCUGUUCUGAAAUGAAAAGCAAACUGAACCCUUUUUUUGUAAAUUAGUUUGUGUUUUUAAGUCACAUUUGUGAGACACUGAGACACACUGAUAGCAAACUGAGGUGGAUGAUUAUUUUGCCUUUCUAAAGUUCAGUGUUCAUUGUUUAACUCUGCGAGUCUGUUAUACACCUGUCCUCUUAUGAGUUGUGGACGGUUAGUUGUGAGUCAUCCUGUUUUAGUUCUACCUCUGUGUCCUGCUCAUUCACUCUCUUUCCUUCCUCUCGCUUCCUCUUUGCUGCUUUAGGCAGUCUGUUGGAGACUCCAUAUCCUUUCAGCCCAGGGACCAGUCCAGAGCCUACAUCCCCUACUAUUCCAGCAGUCAGUCCAGAAACUUCAUAUCCCAUCAGGCCGGCAGAAAUGGGCCAGAUUGAAGUCAAAUUGGACUGUCGUGACACCAGUGCUGAAUCAGCUGCCUCUGGUUCAGGGUCUGUCACAUUAGCACCUGUUGUUACCACCGGGCCCAUAGAUCCCCCCACACAAACUAAAACCUCAGACACCCAUCCUGACAGCCCGCCAGGAUCUACGUCUAUCUCAGCAAAAACUACUCAUACCACUGCAGAACAUCUUACCUCAUCCACAGAACCCCUCUCCGACCAGGGGUCCACAGUUUCCACGACUAAAAACCCUAUAAGUGCAGCAGCAACAGCACUCCUUACCCCCAACCUUACCACCCUCUCUGCAACUACUGGUACUAAAUCCACUUCCAUUGAAGGACCUUUAACUUUCAACUGGGAACACAUUAUUACCUCCACUCCAGUGCCCACUUGCUUCUCAGUCCCCACCUGCGCCACAGGGCCUAUUUCAAGCCCUGCUCUGCUCGAGAGCCUGGAGCAUCUUGCAAAAAGAGGAGAUGAACCUAACCUUCCACAGUAUCUGCACCAGGUAACCUGCCUGUCCUUUUCCAGCAUGUUCUUCACAUACUGUGAGCUUAACAUAACCACCACCCACUCUGUCAGCCCUUUACAUGAAGACACUUCUCACUUUAAUUGUUUCUUUAAGUUUGUUUUUUCCUGUCUUUGUGUCUUUUUAGUCCAAGCUGCUUCUUUUACACUAGUCAUUAAAUCCCUGUUAUCCACUCAACCCCAUAAUCAGGAUGGCACUUUGUACCUUGAGGCAUGGGCGUCUGCACGGUCUGCACACACAGACACAGACACAGACAUGCACAGGGAAGCGUCCAUGAGCCACAUUCACGUGCACUGUACAUGAAAACACGCACUCUCAAUCUUACUCUGCCUUUUUUUUUUCUCUCUCACACAGACCUGCAUGACUGGACAUGUGUGUUAUGGGGUGUGUGAAUAUGUCUGUCAGUUUGAUUUACUAACCUUUCAACCAGGCACACCGGAGCUAUGCUUACUUCAAGGGCAGCAAGUGUGUGUGAGAGGCAGGGAGUACUGAGGAGUACAAUGUGUGUGUGUGUGUGUGUGUGUGUGUGUGUGUGUGUAUAUAUAUAUAUACAUAUAUAUAUAUAAGUUUGUGUUUGUGAAGUUUGUGUCAUGAAGAAAAUCCUGCUAACAUCUGCUUGACUUGUGUGGUUGUGCUGUCUGAACCUUUCUACCUUGAGCGUAGCUGCAUUACAACUGUAAACACUUACGAUGGGGUAGAGUCCACACCACACUCUCUUUAUGUUUGGUUUUAGCUCCACAGUAUGUAUCUGCAUGUGUCAUACAUUUUCCUCUUUUUAAGUGACCAUGUAAAGGCAUUAGUGCUCAGCCAACAGCUUUAUCAUAGGGUCUAACUCUGGUCUUGUCUUAACAAGGACAGUUAUUUGGAGGUCAAAUUAACAUGGUAGUAAAGGCUGGACUUUAUUUUGUACAGCGUACCUGAUCCGAGGUUCAUUUUGCACAUAAACGCUGUAGAUGUUUAACUUGAACUUUUCCAAUACUUACUUUUUGACAGGACAUAACUAACCCUAUUACAAAGAGAGAAUGAAUGCAAUGCACCUUUUUAACCAUCUAAGACAAAUAUAAAUGAAUGCUACACAAAACUUCUAUUGAAUAGAUUAUUCUGUGACAUAUUUCCUCUUGCAUUACAUUCUUCAUUAGCACCGCACUGCUGUUUUUGCUCACAUCAUGUGAUACCCUGACCUGAGCAGGUGACUGUUUUUCCAGCUUUGAUGAGUCAUCAGUUUUAGAUAAGAGACGAUUAUUAAUUCAGUGCCAAAUAAAUUGUAGUGUUUGUAGUGAGUGGUAAACAAACCGUCAUAGUUACAUAUGCGUCUUCCUUCAUUUUAGGCUUUUUUAAAGAGCCUCUGAUGCUGGUAGUGGUGUCAGAAAAAAGUGUAUGAGCCUAAGUGAGCAUAAGUAUUACAGUAAGUCCUGCACUAGCUUGAGAUGCUCAGAGGUAGCCAAUAUUUAGAGUAAGACUUAAAGUAAAUAGGUAAGAAGUAAAUAUGUAAUUAGUAAAUAAGACUAAAUACACAGUGGGUCUAUGAAAGAACGAGACACAUGGGUUAGAAGGGUCUUCAAUGACUAGAGCCUUUGAUGCCAACAUCAUUAGCAUAAAUAUGAAUCGUUGGAGGACCAACAGACAAAGCCGCCUGAGGAAAGUCAAAGAAUAGACCAACUGUUUCAGCUUCGUUCAGAUCAUGAAUGAAGCUUGAGCAAAAAAAAAAGAGAACCACAUAUACUUCCAAAAAUCUACAAAAGUAGCAUCGAUAUGGAAAAACAGAACAGGAAUCUUCUUUAUCAGUAAUGAUUCACAGAUACUGUUUAUUGCAUUUGGCUUUUUGUAACAAAAGCUGAAUCUUGCCUUGUAUUUGUGAAAUUAUGUCAUAUCUGGAAUUGAUCUCAUGUGUAACUACAGAAAACAGUUUUCAACAUUAUUCAACUUCUUAUCUGUACUGAGUCUGAGCCAGAUGCUUAUUGAGGUCAUCCAGUCUUCGCCACCCCUACCUUGAUUAGAAAUGCAAGAGUCUUUAGUGCCCUCCUCCUUUCUCUCCCUCUGUCUGCUUUCCCCCCUCUCUCUCUCUCUCUCUCUUUGCUUCGCACACACUCACUUCUCUUGUUCUGUGAUCAGCUGAGCAGCAUGAAAGCGACACUUGCUGAAGAGAGGUAGAGUGUCUACCACGGUCUCUCAUUUUUCUGUCUUGCUUCUCACUCUCACUUUCAGUCUAUCCCUGUAAUGUAAGGGCCUAGCUUAAAUACCUCAGUGCUUUACUGUGUCUUUCAAACUUGGUUUCACAUCUUGUGUUUGUCAUAGUUAAUGAUUAUAGAGGUCAUUGCGUUAGUGGCAGUGCAGUAACGGCCCUGUGUCGGUGUGUUUUGCCUUCACUCCUGAUAGAUCUUAUUUUUUGUUUUGCUGAUCUUGUGUCGUGUUCAGGGACCGCUGUACAGUGAGCAGUCGUUUCAGUCUUGCUCAGAACCCUUCGUAGACCUAUGUGAUGUGAUAAAAGCAUGACAUAAACAUUUUAAAAGUGUGCGCUUCAUUUAAAGUUCUGAUCUUUUUCUCUCUUUUCAGAUUGCAGAGGCUUUCGUUCUUCAGGAGGACUGUAUCCUUAUCAAUAUGUCGUUGUGUGUAUUUAUGUGUUUUUGUGCAUUUUGGGGUUAAAGGUGGUGGGAAGCUUAUCUCUCUAUCAUUUAACCUGCCGAUUGCCUGCUUGUCUGUACAGGUGCUGUGUUUUUUAGAUGGUUUCUGCCUACCUUAUCAGGAUUUUGAUCUGUAUUUUGACACAGCUUGUACUUAGAGCUGAAGAAUUUGGAGUGACUACUUGUAGUGGAUUACUCAAUGCUCCACUGACUUAACAGACAGUUGGAUUGAAAGGGGAGCAAGAGAUCGAACUGACAGAGGAAAGAGAGCAGGAAAGACCUUUGAAAGGAGAAGGCGACCAGAGACGACAGAACAGAAAGACGCAGAAUAGAUAAGAAUAAUUAAAGGGGUAGUUAAAGCAGGUGAGAUGGGUAGCUGAGCUGGCUUAUACUUAACACUCAAAGGCUCAUGAGUUAUGGAGACGGAAUGAGGAGACAUACACUCAAAAAGUCAAAUCUUAGAUGAGGAAGGAUGGCUUUCUUUACAGCUGAACUCUGUAUUUUUUACCAACCAAAAGCUCUUUUUUAUGAUUGUGAUUCCUAAUAUAGACCCCCAACUUUACCAGAUAACCCAUCGCUUAGAAAAAGUCAUUAAAUAAAAAAUAUAGUAUGAGGCAGGAAUUUGGAUAAGGUGGAAAAAAAGAAAAUUUGACAAAUAUUUAAUGUAGAAAAGAGAUGCUGUGGUGGGGAGAAAAGACAAAGAGGAGGGAAAGCUAGCUUAGCUAUGUCAUGCAUGUAUGGAGGGUCAGUAAGUAAGGGGUAAAAUAGAGGGAAAGCUUUGAGCCAUAUCAAAGAAGGAUUGUGCGUUGGCUGCUCAUAUCCAUAAAUAUGAGACACUUUAUCCCGGAGCCCUCUGUUGGCAUGACUUAGCUUCCUCCUCUUCUCUCUGUUUCACUGUCCCCCUCUCUUUCCUCAGUCUCACUUCAGUUCUUCUCUUUACAUCCGUCUGCUCUUCAUAAACACAGUCGGUUGUGUUUUAAGGCAAACUGGUAUCUGUAGCUCUCUUUUGCAUCAUAUUGUGUCCGCCUCUUAACUCAUGAUGGUCAGACCAGCGAGCGUUAUGGUGCAUCCAGUUAGAGAGACUUUAUCACCAGAGAGUGCUGGACAACCUGAAUGCACUAAAGGAACAGUGGGGUAAUGUAUGCACACACACACACUCACUCACUGUACGUCAAAUACACACCUGAACAAACAUAUAUAUUGUGUAUAUAUUUUUUUAUUUAGAUAGCUGCACUGUUAAUGUUGUCUCUUAAAUAACUAGAAAUGGAAACAGAGGGAGUAGUCUUACAUCAAACUAUCAGCAAUAUUUUCAUGAAAGUCACAUUUAUGCUGAUCAGCAGGUGAUUUAGUUGUGAAUUUCAAAACUGAAAAUAAGAAACUGCUCUUUUUAAAUAUUUAGACUUCAAUGAAAAGACGUUGCUUCGCACCUUCCGGGCAGGCAGCUCUGCAGCAUGCAAAACUUGUUUUGUCUCAAACCCUUUGGGGAUAGCUACUAAAUCCCAUAUUUGUCAUCUUUUGUGCUGACAUGCACAGGCUGUAAAAUCUGAAACUAUUCAACAUUAUGACUGCCGUCUUUGUUUGGUUGAAUUCCAAUGAUAUGCUUUCAAUUUAGUUCCAAUCAUCAGAAACUCCAAAUAUUUUGACAGGCAGCCUGUAACAGUGAUCCUUUAAACUGUCUGUGUCUCUGUGUGUCUCUGUUUCUCAUAGAGAGUCAGUGUGGAGGGACUUCCUCAAACCUGGCAACCCAACAUCUGGACACUCUGAAACACAUCUGUCAAACACACAGUCGGUCAGUCUGCAUGAGGGUGUUUUACUGUACAUGUGUGCGUGUGUGUUUGACAGUCUCUGUAUGAGCAUUUGUCUUUUUGAUUAUCUGUACUUAUUAUAGAUUAAGAGAGUACAUUUUCUGAAAAGUUUUGAAGUGACUAGCACACUUAGCCAUAACAUCAUGACCACUAACAGAUGAAGUGAUUCACUAAUACGGUUAUCUCGUAAUAAUGGAACCUGUCAGUGGCCAGAAUAUGAUAGAAAUCAGGUGAAAAUUUUGUCCUUUCAGUUGAUGUCUAGAUGAAGAAAAAAUUAAGCAAGUAUGAGGAUGUGAGAGACUUUGACAAAGGUCAAAUUGAGAUAGCUGGACCACUGGGUAAGAGCAUUUCCAAAACUGCAGUGCUUGUGAAGUGUUCCCACCCGGUCAGCAAUGUCAGAAUCUGCCAAGAGUGGUCCAAGAAAGGAAAACUGGUGCACCUGUGGCAGGGUCAUGGGCAGCUAGUGUUCAUCAGUGUGCAAUAGGAGCAAAGGCUAAAGGUGCCAGAACACACAGUGGGUGAUGGUGACAUUUCUGUAGUAUGAAGCUGUAAAGCUGCAGGCCUGAACAAUAUCAGACAGGUUAUCAUUAUGUUUUGGCAGUUUGAUAUGUUUUUUUCUACAUUUACAGCCUCAUGAAUACUUUGAAUACCACAAGAUGCUAUAUUUUUUCUCUGGCCUAAAACUAUUUAGUUAGAAUUUUGAGCACCUGCAGCUAUUACUUAAGAUAAUUCGACGGUUCAAUAUGUCAACUUUACCUGCAGACAUAUUUCUAGGCUUUUGCAGUAUUUCAGAAACAACAACCCUUUAGCUGCAAACGAAUGAAUCAUUGUCUGUUUUACUUUUUAAGAAAGAGUUUGUGUGGGUGUCUGUGUGUGUUACACUUGUAAGAGUGUUGUUUGAUAAGUAGUGUGUGAGUCUGUUGGUGCUGGAGCUCAAGCACGUGUAACAAAUGAGUCAGCUGAAGCCCACUUUGGCAUUUCUCAAUAUUUAAUAAGAAGUCCUCAGCACACACUUAACCUACCAGACACACUCUUUGAAUACCAAACACAGCUGCAUGUUCGCCUCUCUCAAAGACAGGUGAAGAGUGUGUGUGUGUGUCAGUGUACAUGCCCAUAUGACUGCACUGAUAGUUUAAACAUAUGGCUCUUUGCUGCUUGCUGCUUCUGCUGCACUUUUAGACAUUUGAGCCCUCACACUGCUAGAGUUUCAUUUCGCUCGACUCAAGAACACACACACACACACACAAACACACACACACACACACACACACACACACACACACACACACACACACACACACACACACACACACACACACAUACACACGCCAGCGUGAUAGCCAGGGAAAUGUGCUUGGGCUAAUAUUAGAUUGGGAGAGUAAAGAAGGGUCAACCAUCUUUAGCAUCUUCAUUUACUAAAACCAUGAGCAGUCCUUCAGCACUCUGACGGUCUUGCUGAGCUUCUCUUCUCUUUUCUGUUCAUAGACCAAGUGCUCAAGAUGCUGUGGUAAGUCACUCUUUAUUUCUUGUUCUUUAUUUUUUUAUUUGUUACAGAAAUAAGAUAAGCCAAGUAACAUGCAUUUGCAUUCCUUGUGACCCUGGAUUACAUUUGACAUUAUGCAUCUUUAAAUGCCUUAUGGUUGCUCAUCUGUCAACUUUAGUCUGCAUGUACAGACAAGGUGAGACUGUCAAGUGUAUUCUCACUAUCUUAAGUUGAUUGUGCAUGUGUGCAUUUGUGUGUGUUUACAGUGCUCAUCUCAGAAUUUACUGAAGCCUACAACUGCAGAAAGUGUUGCACUACUUCCAUGUUCCUCAGGUGAGUGAGUGUGUCACAGAGAUGGUGUGUUUCAUACAAAUGCAUGGGAGCAGUGUUGCUUGUUGCCUCUUUUGGUCCAUUCUUAAAACAUUACAGUAUACUCAAAGAAGGAAAAUAUCACAUAGUAGAGAAAAACAUGCAACAAAAGUGAAAACCAGUUAUUUUUAAGGUAGAUUCAUCUUCACUCAAGGUCCAAGGACCAUAUUUUUGUGGCGUUGAAAAGCUGCAUCACUUCAUUCAGUUGAAAGUGAUUUUAAAGGGCACGAAGUCUUCAGUGCACAAUGACAACAAACCUGAACCCUCAGGUGAGAUUGAUUUAUUUUACUAAGACAUAUAUAUAUAUAUAUAUAUAUAUAUAUAUAUAUAUAUAUAUAUAUAUAUAUAUAUAUAUAUAUAAUAUAUAUAUAUAUAUAUAUAUAUAUAUAUAUAUAUAUAUAUAUAUAUAUAUAUAUAUAUAUAUAUAUAUAUAUAUAUAUUAUAUAUAUAUGUAUAUAUUUACUGCUAUGUUUCUGAACAGGUCUCCUGCAUACAAAGACAUCAUGUGGGACUUAAGAACCUGCCCCUCUGCCCUCUAAUGCUUAAGUGUCUUGCUUUUUCAAGCUGUUACAAGCAGUUCAACUCAUUGACACGUUUUGAGAUAUAUUUGCACGUGAGUUGAGAUAGGUAGACAUGCUGCCAGGGGAGGUGCUUUAUGUGUAAUUUUCCUCCUUAUCUAUCUUAUCUUAAUGCAGAGGGUUUGCACUUGUUUUGGCAGUAACCCACAAUAAUGAUAACAUGUAGUUGACAAAUUCUGCUGAUUCUAAACUUUAGGAAUGAUUCAUAUAAAUUACAUUCAUUUAUCAUUAAUUAUCUGUCAUGUAAUGUUGUUUUAACCACCCUGAGUCAUGAGUUUGCUUUACAAACAGAUAUAGUGUUUCUCUCACAGUGUCAUAAAGCCCUUUUUUAAGUUAAGCCCCUGCCCCUCUAAACACUGCUGCACGACUCUGUUUCUGACAGUUCUUGUGAAGACAUGAUGAUGUUUUUAAAAUGUAAAUUAUGUUGUGUCUUAGUGAAAUGCUUUGUUGACCUGGCAUGAGGUCCGGGUUUAGAGAAAUGUUCCAGUGGAGAUUCACUCCACUCUGUGUGUAUGUGUGUGUGCUGCAAAAAGCCCCUGAUUUUGUCUUUGGCUUGUUGAUUAAGUGAAGUGGAGAGGUAGCUGCUUUGGUGCAAAGGCCAUUAACUCGGUGGAUUGUGGGACAUCAUGUCCACACUCAAAAGCAUGUGUUCGACUGCAUUUGUUUCAACCUUCUCCUUGAUUUGAUUAGCUGGCGGGACUGCUCUUUCAAACCAACAUGUGGCAGUCAACACUCUGGAUUUUAAAAACCUUUUUCUAUUCAUUCCACAAAUUUUGUUUACCAUUGAGUUUUAGAUUAAAUUGUCAUGUUCACUCCCAGCUUCUAUUAAAAAUGCCAAAAAUGCAUUUCUGUAAUGGUAGAAUAUGCAAACUGUGUUUUUGCUGUAAAUGCUCAAAUAUUAAAGACAUUUUUAAUUCAAUACAGAAAACAGUUCAUAGUUUCUUUACAUUUUAGACCUGGCUGGUUUUGAUUGUUUGCCUUUCUAGAAAAAUACAAGUCAAGUCAAAUGCUCGAGCAGUUUCCUCUUUCUGCUGUUAUUGCAUUUGUGUUGUUGAGAUAUGCACAAUGAUGAAUAAUGUGUUCGAGUAGAUCUUUGGUUUGUACAUGAGGGCAGCCUUCCUAGUCCUCAGUGUAAUGUCACGAUUAAAGUAAAGCAUUGGUCACAAUUCACUUGAAAUAAACAAGUAUAUUCAAGUCCAGAGGCUUCUUUAAGUGAGUUUCCCAGAAUCAAUACCUGAUUUUAUUCAUGAACUCUGCUUUUAUUUCUCUCUCUCUCUCCUCUGUCAUUUCUUCCUCUCCUCUGCCUCUGUCUUUUCCUCUUUUUCAUCUAGUCCAUCAGAGUGAAGACUCCUCCCAUCCUCAGGCCAGCCGUCCAGUCAGACCUUCCAUUAAUUCGGCUGAUGGGCACAAUUCCCUGGAGAUGUCAGAUAAGGACAGGGGGGACCCAGACAGGUUAUUACAGGGCAGGGCCUCCAGUGACAGGGAUGGAGGAGAGCCGGAGGAAGGGAUAGGAUGCACCAUUCCAGUCCUGGGAAAUGAUCUGCACCCCUCUCUGACUGGAGAAAUGGAUCAGUCCAAGCCCGCAGAGCAGCAGGGAGGAGAUUUAGGUCUAGCACAGGAAAAGGAGGCAAAAAGGGAAGAAGAGGAGAGUGAAGUGGAGGAGGCAGCCGAAGCUUUGGAGAUGGAGGAAGAAGGAGAGGAAGAAGAGGAGGAGAAGCAGGGAGAAAGAGACUCUACGUUUCAUCAGGGAGCUCUGCCAGUGGAGACUCUGAUCAGUGGGGCAGCGGUGGAGUUACAACAUUUGCACCAGGAAGCCGUAGCUGAGGAGAAGCUACAUGAGGAGACACAGGUAUGAAUGAUUGAAGGUAUUCUUACCAAAAACAAAUUGAAGUAAAAGAGAGAGAGGUACGCUGUAAACAUUUUGUACUGUGUGUCAUCUGUGAGGGAUUUGGUCGCUUGCUUUGACAGUGAUUUAUACUCUACUUGUAUCAUUCACCAUACUGUUUCACCUGUAAGUGGUACGCUAUCACAGAUGUUUCUGUUUCUGAUGAGGUUUGAGCAGCUCUUGUUUUUUUAAAGUCAUGUAAACCCCUGUUUACUACCCAGUUCAUAUUUUAUCUCAACCAAACAUCAGCGGAUGUUCUUGGUCCAUAAAUUUUAAUAGCUUCCACUGACUUGCAUCCAUUUUUAAAUGCCUCAUUAUAAAUUGUGUUAUAGCAGCCCAUUAGAGUGCAGAGCAGAAUGGAUUACUGUCUCCAUGACUCUGCAUUGAUAAGCCAUCUAAAAAUAUAUAUUCCAUUACUGCUGCAGGAUGGUAUUCACCUGGACCGGAAGACCCAUCUGCCUCAUGAGACUUAUAUGAAGCAGCAGGAAGAGGCUGAGGGGGCUAUGGAGGAAGAGGAGGAAGAGGAGGAUUACGAAUUAGAACAAGCGGACUUGAUCAGAGAAGCUGCUGUACUGGACGACAUGGCUAAACUCAUCACAGUAGAGGAGGUGUGUACUUUGUCAUGUCUUUUGUGUGAAUGAGCAAGUGUGUGUGUUAGCAUUGGAGGAGAGAGUAAAUGAACAACGGGCCUAACUCUCUUUCUGGGUGUUUGAGUCCGGUUUAAAAUCUCUAAAGUUUUUUGAGAGUUUGUUUUGGGGAGAUCUUUUAUCAUCUUUGUCAACUAGAAAAUGGAGAUGAGACUUGUUGUGGUCAUCAUGAAAGUCUGUCUACAGAUGUUUACACACAGUAUGUCUGGUGUACAUACGUCUUUUAAAAUAUCUACAAAAUGAAACAGGCCAGGGAUCAGGUUCCAUUUGCACUUGCUCUCAAUUACGGCUACAUUCACAUGACUGCUGUAUGUGACAUAACACACACAAACCUUUGCUCUACAGCCGUCAUAUUGGAAACACGUCGUUAAAAUGGGCAGUGCGCCAAACCUAUUGAUUGAGCGUCACUGCUGCCACACCCGAGUUGCACUUUUUCCACGCGCUGUGUGUUUGCUCUGAACUGUUAUCAUGAAAAACAGGAGCUUCUGCAAUGCACCUGCUCAGGUAUGCAGGGAGGGAGGGAGAGUGGCCUCAUACCGCUGUGCUCAUUUGUAGUAUCAGAGCUUUUUGUGUAGAUCUGCACUAACCCUGCCGUAAUGUGUGACACUGAUCCUCCCGUAAGCUUAAGAUCCCAGUGAAGUGAUAUGAAACUCACCCUAAUGAGACUAGACGAACCACAAAAGCAUACGAAAACUGUUGGCGGUUUAUCGAGCGUUUCAGGCCACAGUCUGUCUGAAUCAGCCUGUCUGAGCUGUUGUAUAAUCGGCAGCUUGGUGCCCUGGUGAGCUCCCCUAAUGGUAUUACCUUGCCAUCACUGACAUCCCCAGACAAUGGACUUGUUUUUCAGAUACAGAAGCGGCAUUGAUAUUUGACCUUUGUCUGCGAGAGCCAGAUUUUGACUGGAAAAGUAAACAGAAAAUGUCAUCAGUGAGUCAUGCCGUUUCAGCUGCAAGCAGUAACACGUUAUUGAUAUUUUGAUCAGGUCAUUUCACAGUGCGGUGAUUUCUAAAUGUGGCUUCAAAUGUGUGUCUAGUGUUUAAACUUGUGAAAGACACAGGAGGCGCACACAGUUGACAGACAAGAGGCAGCGGAGAGAUGCGCUGAGACACAGUUUUAACGAAAGAAAUGGCCUUUUUUUUAAUCUCAUACAGGAUGAGAAGCAGCAAGACAGGUUUUCGUAAAGCUGUGGUUCCAGUAGUGAAAAGAUGUGAAACUAAAUCUGAUCUCCAAUAAUAUUGGAACUAAGCUUCUUAUUCGUUUAGCCGAUUUUAUCAUAAAUGAGAUUUUCUCCUGAUUUUUUCACUGAUCUGCUUUCCAUCUCCGGGUUUUUAAACUACAAGUACGGUAGUCGUCAUCUUUAUGAAAGUGAGUGCCUAUCUGUUGUCAGUCAUUAGUUUACUUUCCUGUUUGUGAUCUAGCUCAAGCACUUACAGUAUAUCACACGCUCUCAGAUGACUUAACUCCUGACUAGACUGUCAGGAAUAAUGGAAUCAGCACACAAGGUCUGUGAGAUGACUACACGGGGCGAGGACAGUAUGAGUAUGUGAUGCAUUUACAAGCAAUAGUGUUGCGCAGUGGGACAGUUUUCCAGGCCUUGACAGCCUAUUAUCAACAAUCAAGUGAUCAAUUGUAUUUUAAGUGCUUUGAUUCUAAUAUGAUCAUUUAUUCUCUCUAAACGAGCUGUGUCCCUUACUGUCAGCCUGUGGGUAGGAGAAUUAAUACUGUGUUAUACUGCUGCCAGGGUGCAGUGCUGACACCUGGUGGGGGGCAUGUAUCUGAGGUUGCACCAAUCGUGAGACAAGUGGGACAAGUUCCUUCUCUUUCACAUGAGGACUGCUGAAAUAGCUUUUGAAACUGCUCCCAGGUUGUCCCCACAGCAUGUAGACUUCCCUUCUGAAAGAUGGUGUGUGUGUGUGUGUGUGUGUGUGUGUGUGUGUGUGUGUGUGUGUGUGUGUGUGUGUGUGUGUGUGUGUGUGUGUGUGUGUGUGUGUGUGUGUGUGUGAAGGCUGUACGUGACAUCAGUAGCAACCUCCAAAAGCCACACUUUCAUGUUUACAUAUGAUGGGCAAUAAAGAAACAGAGCUUAAUCUUUUGGUAACAGUUUUCCGGUUUAUAUCACUGCUUCAUGUUGAUGGAUUGAGUGCGUCGUCUUUGCUGUUCUUGUAUUGAAACUGAUUUGUCUGAAAACAUGGACGACUUGUUUUGUAUCUUUCUAAUGUAAUGACUUUGUCCAAAUACUUCCUGCUGAGUUCUGUAUGGAGCAGGAGUGACAAUUUCUUCUGUUUGCAUUUACAAAUCCAUUCUACCCAGAUGAUUGUGGACAGUUUUCAGGAGUUUAGUGCAUUAGUAAACAGCUUACAAAUGUAUGAUAAACAUAUUAAACUGGAUUUGUACAGAAAAAUAAACAUACAGUGUGUGUGUGUGUGUGUGUGUGUGUGCUUCUGUGCUCCACAGAUUUCUCCUGCCUCUGGCCUGGUCUCCAUACUAAAGAAGAGGAAGGUUUGUGUUGACAAUGUGAGUGUGUCUGCUACCUCGGAGUCACGCCCUGGCAAACCUCCUGCCAAAAGACGAGUCCACUUCAAAGUCCCUGAUGAUGGCUACGAGCACGGUGUGUUAGUGUGUCUAUCAUUUAUAGUUUGUGAACUUUCAAGAAGCCGAUCAUUUAUCUGACCUCGAUUAGAAUCUGCUGCUCUUCCUUCAUUGCUGUCCCUUUGUCUCUGCAGAUGUUGGCGGCGGGGACUCCUGCCUACUCCUCUUCCUGCUCUGUAUGGUAACCGUAGUGAUAAGUGUUGGUGGCACUGCCCUGUACUGUGCUCUGGGGGAUGCCCAUUCCUCUGUCUGCCAGGACUUCUCUAGAAAUGCAGACUUCUACAUGGGCCAGCUGCAGCGGGGGAUAGCUCAGAUCCAGCACUGGUUCGCUCCUGGCUCAUAGCAGUGGACAGUGUCAACACAGAGACACUUUUGGUCUUACUGUUUGGGACAGCAGGUUCGGGAACUUCAUGCUUCUUCCUGAAACUACGUUUCCGGAGGUAAAGUUUCUAAGCAGUUGCUUCUGUCCCCAAUGCUAUGUGGGGCAAGUGGCUAAUGUGCUGCCUCACUGGCUGAACAAUUACAUUGGAUCAGUCCUCUCUCCUGCAUUUUUAAUGUUUGAACACAAUCCAAGGUUAAGACUUGAAGUUGCAGGUCAGACGAGCCUUUACAACACGAGUCUGAAAGAGAAAACAGAACAAAGAGAGACUGAAACUGGAGAAUGGAGACUACAUAAAAGGAAGAACUGACCCACAUCCCUCCACCCUGGAAAAAGAAGAAGUUAUACAGUAAAUCUUAAAGCAAGAGUUUGAAAUUCUCAAAAUGACUACAGUCUUUGAAGUAGUCGCAGAUAUGAUCACAGUCAGCCAGUGAUACUCAGUCAAAAAUCACUGGUUGAUGAAUCAUUGAUGGCUGGAUACAACUCGGAUUCACACUGGAUUCUAAGACUGGACUCUCCGAGUUUAGAAUAAUGAGAACAAAGUGAUUAAAGCUGCAGCUUUGUGAGAUGUAUAAAUGAUAUGUAUAAUCUGUUAACUGGGUGUGAACUCUCCACACGCUCACUGCACAAAUGGGAAGAGUCCCAAUGGGCAUUCUGCAGCCUCCCGCAACAACUGGUGUUGCUUUUAUUGUUGACUUUUUGAAUUCACAAAAGAAAUUUUAAAAUGAACAAACUGCUCUGUGGUUUACUACAGUACCUGGAAUGAAAUCUCUGUGUCUUAAUCAACUUUUGAAUGAACGAAUGUUCAGAGUUUAAUGUUUGUUGUUAUUUUGUUUUUAUCUGUGGGGCAUUUUUAUAUUGUCAAAAAAAAAUGAAAGGGUUAUUUUGGUAUUCAUUAACACUGAGCUAGUGGACAGCAGUCACAUCAAACAUGUCCAACAGGGGGAAGUUACACAUUUUCACUGCUACAACUGUGACUUAAAGGUAUGCAAUGCUUUUACAGUGAGCAGUUGCAGAAGAACACUAUCUGAGCAGUACAGUUGUACUCUGUGUACUUUCCACCCCUCUUUUGUGUAGCAUACGUAACAUGCACAGGAACACGAUGCACCUCUGUAUAUAGCUGCUGUCGAGUGAAUGUUUAACAUGUUGCACACAAGACAGGUACGUUUUUUUAUUUUUUAUUUUUUUGUUAAGAUAAUGCAACUAUCUGAAGCGCUGUAUGUGUUAAUUUGCUGGUCCUAGACUGAUUGCAGGCUUUACUCGAUUUGAUAAGAUACAAAAGUUCCCAGACCUCAGUGGAAGAAGAAAUAUUAGAUAUGCAUAUAAAACCUGAGAAAAUAUACACUAAAAAAACAGAACUCAAUGGAGUAAAGAAAUUAAAAUUAUUGUGGUCAAAACGAAAUGAUUCAGGAUGAUUUAUCAGUGCGGUCCUUUAUUUAGAUGAAGUCAUCUGAAGCACUGUGCCAGUCUAGCUCUGACCCCUCUUGUAUUUUAAUUUGUGAUCUUCUUUCACAAUUUUUAAUCCACAGUCUUUUUUUUCCCUCAGUUUAGAAUAAUUUUUCUUUUCCAUUCCCCCCCAAGAAUCACCCAGUACACAUUUUCCAUUUUUUAUGUAUCUGCACAAAUUUGAGUCCUGGUUUGACAAAUAAAAAUUGAACUGACCUUGAUAGGAGACAGGAGGAGGAGUCUGUAAUGGAAAAAAGAAGGCUAACACUCUACCUGAAAGAAGCCUUUAUUCUCACACCAGUGCUUUAACUUCUAACCAUUUAGCAGCAAAUGUAAGUCUUACUGUUGUCAUUUUUAUGCUAUGUCUUUGGUUCUUUUAAUGCUUUAACACGUUGAAUGUUUGGUGUCCUGUUCAUACUUUUCCUGUUAUUUGGUGGCAUGGUGGCUUCCAUACAAAAAAGCCCUGGAAAAACACAUAUCUCACAAAGAUCUUAUCUGUCAGGAUUUAAAAAAAAAAAGAUGAACGAGGAGAUUCAAGUGUCUUACCUAUGCAUUUUAACAGUCUGUCUUCACUCUCUGCAUAUUACUCAGAAAAACUCAAACAUGAGAUAUGGGGUUUUUCCUGGGAUGUAAGGACUUGUACAUGGAUCCUUUCUUGUUUUUGCACAUGUCUUCUGGCUGGUUCAGAUGACUUUUACACAGAAAACCAUUUAUUUAAUCCUCUGGAUCAUUUUUAGUAUUUAUCAUCAGACAGAGUCUAGUUCGGGUGGUAAAGAAAGAAAAGAUGCACCGCGUUUUUUAAUUCUUUGAUUAGUGAUUGUCAUCAUACAUUGGAGAAAUUUUUCCUCUUUGUUGCCAUUGAACAGAUUGUGAAACAUCUUAUUCAACUGCUCCCCUCAACACUGUCAUCCUCAUCCUUUUAUGUUGGUUCAUUUGUUUUUAGUUAAACCUGAAGAUGAUGAGGUCUACAGUUUGUGCUGCUGUUAUGAUCUUCCUCACAGUAUGGUUUGUUUUCACUCAUUUUCCCACUUGGUUUCUAACAAAACAUCACAAAUAAAUGAAUGAUUUUGUGUGUGUAUCAGUACUGUGCAUCACUGUUCUCAAUGUGCUGAGGCAUUUUAUGAAUUGUUCUGAGGAAAAAUUUUCACUUUAUUCUUACAGACUGUAAUAUGACGGUUUAUAUUUUGUUGUUAAAACUGCUCUUUCCUGUCAUGUCUACUGUUAAAAUCCUUGAAAAAGCUGAGAGCCUUCAGUUCUUCUGUCUUAUACCGUGCAUCACCUUACACAACAGACAACAGUGCACUUGCACAAUGCAUGACUCCCUUUAUCUAAUUUUAUUCAUCUGGCAGCUUUGUUCUCCAUUUUUUGGUCAUUAUUGGGUUUGGAACUGAAAUAGCAGACACUGAAGUUUUUCCAUGUCCUUUUGAGGAACCUUUGAAAAUUCAGCUGAUUUGAGUAAACCCUGUAAUGCUAGGAGUCUUCUGAAAAAAAAAAGGAGUGAUAUAAUGAAACUGAUGACAUGUCAGUGACCACAUGUACAUUUUUAAUUCUGGUUAGCACUUUCCAACACUGGAACCAAGAAAAGCUGUAGACCUGAAGACAGGGCUUUCCAUUUAGAAUGACUAGAAGUAUUUGGAGCCUUGUCAGCUUUCCCCAUCGAACUUUAAUUUGCUAGUAUUUAGGCAAUUGGAAAUGGAUCACAUGGUGCAGUGGUGAGAACUUCAAGUAUAGAGCUAAAAAGUUUAGAACUAGAGUCCAACACUGGCUUGAACAGUGUAGCAGCCUUUCACUAUAGUCUAGACUAUAAUUUAUGAAUACUAUGAUGAUAUAGAAACUGCACCAUCCUUAGCAGGCUAGUGGCAUUAUUGUUAAAACUGCUGCCUUAUAGCUAAAUAGCCUAGGGUUCAAUCCCAGAUGCAGCCUUGGAGCGAAGAAUAAACCCAUUGCUUUCUUCACAGGAUUGGAAAGACCUAAACUGGUAACUACUGGUAACUUUUCAACUACUAUGUUGAUAAGGGUCUUCUUAUGUACAGCAUGAGUGGUCUGGUCCUCUCUCAGUGGGAUCUGAAUGAUAAUCUUAACAUAAGUAAAUAUGCCCUAACAACUAUGAAUAAGAAAUGACAAACAAAGGCAAGCACAGACAGACAGGCCUGUUGUUUGGUGGUUAGAGCUGCCACCUUUGAGCAAAAAGGUUCUGGGCUCCAAUCUAGGUUGAGGUCUAUUUACAAAGUUGGUGAAGUCUUAAUCUUGCUUUAAAAGAAACAGUGAAAAAACACUAAAAAGACACAAAGGUUAGACAGGCAGACCUGUGACCUGGUGGACAGCUCUGCUGGUGGAUAGAGCAGCCACAUUUGAGUGAAAUUGUUCUGGGUUCAAAUCCUGGCUCAGACUUUCUAUCCAGGCCAGCCAGCCAUACAACUGUUUCCUUGAGCAACCAAAACAAAAUGUUCAAAUGCACUGACCAGUAACUGAGGGCACUGUAUGAAAAGGCCUGUGCUGUGGUAGAUGAAGCAUCAGGCUUUAAGUGAAGUAGUUCUUGGUUUCAGUCCUGGUCACAGACUUUCUAAGUAGGCUGGGCUUGAAGCAGAUUCCUCACACAGUAGUUUGAGAUGAAUUUUGGGUCUACUAUCAUAAAACAGAGGGGCAGAGAGGUGCCAGACCAUACAGACAGGUAGACAUAGACACACCUGGCUACCCAGAGAGAGGACAGACUGUAUCAGUUCUGUCCACACAGACAGGUGAAGAGGUGGAGUCUGAUUAUUUAAUGACUCAUCUUACUUUCAAGCUUAUUUGAAAAUUCAUGAAAAGUUUACAUGCAAUCAGAUUAACCAAAUUAGUCAAGGCC
Xyrichtys novacula (pearly razorfish) is the source of this 23923-nucleotide messenger RNA. The record is from the annotation of a GenBank genome assembly. NCBI's taxonomy places the organism in Eukaryota, Metazoa, Chordata, Actinopteri, Labriformes, Labridae.